Branchiostoma belcheri (Belcher's lancelet) is the source of this 1540-nucleotide messenger RNA. RefSeq names its product dapdiamide synthesis protein DdaC-like. The coding region runs from base 242 to 1441 and encodes 399 amino acids. NCBI's taxonomy places the organism in Eukaryota, Metazoa, Chordata, Leptocardii, Amphioxiformes, Branchiostomatidae. Gene Ontology annotation, molecular function: oxidoreductase activity. The transcript has 5 exons. The record is from RefSeq and is a predicted model, not a curated record.
UUACGCGGGUCAAGGACGUUACUUAAUGCCCAUGCUCAAGUGAGACCAGGUGCUAACGCGCGUCCUCGGUUAUUGCACAGGUAAUACCCCUGCGAUGCAGCAGUCACGUCACAAAUAGCCGAAGGUAAUGUUACAUUAGUAUCGUCCCGCGUGCUUUGGAUCGGUUAAUCAAACAAAAGCCGCAGUGCGUUUGCUUCAUGCAAUGAUCAGUGAGGAAAAACACGGAGGGGUCAAGAGUUAGAUGGGCGUCCGGUUCAAUUUCAAGAUGGCGGCAUCCAUCCCUUUAAAACUGUGUUCGCCGCCGGUGUACAUGUACAGCAGGAUUUCCUUGUUCCGUGCGUGUCCGGGCAGGUGGUUCAGCGGGACCGGAGCGGUGCAGGGCGCGACCCCGCGGCUCGUUCAGGUAGAGGAGCCGCCGCCGUACACACCUGCACGGCUGGCAGGCAGGCCGUACCUCAGCGGCUCGCAAUCCGCGGGCUUUCCCGAGUUCCUGGGCCGGGCCCGGCCGGGCUUUCCGGCGAUGUUCCAGCCGGGAGACACCGCCGGGGGGAUCGAGGAGUGGUCGGCGGUGGUGAAGGGCGUGAUAGACCGAGAGCUGACGCGAUCGGGGGCGCUGCUGUUCCGAGGACUGCCCGUCAGGACUGACCAGGACUUCGGGCGCCUGUGCCAAGGGCUGGGGUACGAUAUGAUGGUGUAUAAAGGUGGCGCCGUGGACAGGUCGGAGCUGACAGACAUGGUGUACACGGCGGCAGACGAGCCGCUGGAGAUGACCAUAGACCUGCACACAGAGAUGUCCUACCUGCCGCACUGGCCCAGAAAGUUGAUGUUCUGCUGCAUCAAACCGCCCGGAGAGAAGUAUGGAGGCGAGACGCCCAUCACGGACAUGCGCAGUGUGCUGAGAGACAUGGACCCUGCCUUGCUCGACCGUCUGCGCACGCGCGGAAUUCGCUACAUCCGGAACAUCGCCGACAGGUCACGUGACGUCUGGUGCUGGCAGCGGACGUUCCGAACGGAGGACAGGGAGGAGGUUGAGAAGUUCCUUGCAGAGCGCGACUUCUCCUUCCAGUGGAACAGUGACGACUCGGUGACGUACUGGUACGUCAUGCCGGCCACACGGGAACACCCAGCCACCGGGGAGACACUCUGGUUCAACCAGGCCACGUCUCACCACUGCAGCUACUUCUACCAGCACCCAAACUUCGGCGGCGCCGGGAGGGCCAAGUUCCGGUACCCCUUCCACACCUGCUACGGGGACGGGGAGGAGUUCAGACCGGAAGAGGUGUCGCACAUGCAGCAGGUGCAGUGGAGGCACGCGGUGGGGUUCCACUGGCGGGCUGGGGACGUCCUGGUGGUGGACAACAUGGUGACGGGGCACGGGCGCAUGGGCUGCACGCCCGGGGUCAGCGGUAGGAAGGUGGUCGUCAGUCUCACCAGCAACUAGCCAAAACGUCAAGAACGGGCUAAAGGGUAUCGUAGUAAACUGAUAAACUGAUGACUUCAAGAAGUUCAAGCCCAUGAAACUCGAAAUCUUGUACACAUU